GACUAUCCUCUCCGGCAAAGUCAUCCGUGUGGGAAGGAACCAUGAAUUGGCAUUUGCCCUUCUUCCUCGUGGCCACAGUGACUUUGCCCUCUGUGUGCACCCAGUUCAAUCCUCUGUCCCUGGAGCAGCUAGGCUCUGACACAGGGAUCCAGGUUUUCAAUCAGAUCGUCAAAUCCCGGCCUCAUGACAACAUUGUCGUCUCCCCCCACGGGAUUGCAUCCAUCCUGGGGAUGCUCCAGCUGGGUGCCGACGGCAGGACAAAGAAGCAGCUCACCACGGUGAUGAGAUACGGCGUGAAUGGAGUUGGCAAAGUAUUGAAGAAGAUCAACAAGGCCAUCGUCUCCAAGAAGAAUAAAGAUACUGUGACAGUGGCUAAUGCAGUGUUUGUGAAGAAUAGCUCUAAAAUUGAAGUGCCUUUUGUGACGAGGAACAAGGAUGUGUUUCAGAGUGAAGUCUGGAAUGUGAACUUCGAGGACCCAGCCUCUGCCUGUGACUCUAUCAAUGUGUGGGUUCAAAAUGAAACCCAGGGUAUGAUCGACAAUCUGCUCUCCCCAGAUCUUAUCGACGGUGUGCUCACCGAACUGGUCCUGGUCAGUGCAGUAUACUUUAAGGGAUUGUGGAGAUCACGGUUUCAACCUGAGAACACAAAGAAACGUACUUUUGUGGCAGCUGAUGGGAAAUCUUACCAAGUGCCGAUGCUAGCCCAGCUCUCCGUGUUCCGGUGUGGGUCCACAAGCACCCCCAAUGAUAUAUGGUACAGCUUCAUUGAACUGCCCUACCACGGGGAAAGCAUCAGCAUGCUGGUUGUGCUGCCCACCGAGAGCUCCACCCCGCUGUCGGCCAUCAUCCCUCACAUCAGCACCAAGACCAUAGACAGCUUGAUGAGCGCCAUGGUGCCCAAGAGGGUACAGGUCAUCCUGCCCAAGUUCACAGCUGUAGCACAAACAGAUUUGAAGGAGCCAUUGAAAGUUCUUGGCAUCACCGAGAUGUUUGAUUCAUCAAAGGCAAACUUUACAAAAAUUACAAGGUCAGAGAACCUUCAUGUUUCUCACAUCUUGCAAAAAGCAAAAAUUGAAAUCAGCGAGGAUGGAACCAAAGCUUCAGCAGCAACGACUGCGAUUCUAAUUGCAAGGUCGUCGCCUCCCUGGUUUAUAGUAGACAGACCGUUUCUGUUUUUCAUCCGACAUAACCCUACAGGUGCUGUCUUAUUCAUGGGGCAGAUAAACAAGCCCUGAAGAGUACACAGAAGAAACCGUGCAAAGUCAAGAAGGCUUUGCUAAGAAGACAUUUUGCCUACAUCUCUCAUAGUUCUGUUGAAUAUUUUUGUACAUGGCUUUCUUUUUCAAAACUAGUUCUUAGGAACAGAGACUCAAAGAUGCCAGCGUCUAUAUUCUGAGAUGUGUCACAGGGAACAAAGGUCAGGACGGCUGGAACACUGUGCUGAGAAAUGAAGAGGAAGGGCUUCAAAAUGUCUAAAUAAUUCUUUAAACUACUGAGCAGUUACCCAGGUUAACAGCCCUCUUCAGUAUUUACUGUCCAGUUCAGCAUUCUUGUUUUAUUCAUAUGUGUGGCUUUUCAGAAGAAUUUAAUCAGUGUGAUGAAAAAAAAAACCACAUACCCAUUUUAUGGUAGCUUUCCUUUUUUAUGAAAAUAAAAUAUUGGCCUUCUUAAUUCCUUUUUUUUUUUUUUUUGGGUCCCAUCCAAAGUCUUGAUACUAAGCACUAUUUUGAGGGUAGAAAUAGCAAAACUCUCUAGCCUCUUUGUGUGUUUGUUGUUUUAUAUAAUGCAUGUACUCACUAAAAUAAAGUUUAAAAAACUAAUGUCUUGCUAGACAAGGUUUGAUGUUGUGCGGUGUGCCUGUCACGACUGGUCUGUUCUCCUCUUGGGAUUUGCAUUUUUGUAUUUUGUACAAAGUAAAAAUAAAGUGUUACGAGUAAUAAAAAAAAAAAA
This is a messenger RNA of Manis javanica (Malayan pangolin), 1950 nucleotides long. RefSeq names its product serpin family E member 2 (gene SERPINE2). Gene Ontology annotation, biological process: negative regulation of plasminogen activation; negative regulation of endopeptidase activity. The record is from RefSeq and is a predicted model, not a curated record. NCBI's taxonomy places the organism in Eukaryota, Metazoa, Chordata, Mammalia, Pholidota, Manidae. Gene Ontology annotation, molecular function: serine-type endopeptidase inhibitor activity.